Danaus chrysippus (African queen) is the source of this 1497-nucleotide messenger RNA. The record is from the annotation of a GenBank genome assembly. NCBI's taxonomy places the organism in Eukaryota, Metazoa, Arthropoda, Insecta, Lepidoptera, Nymphalidae.
AUGUCCUCCGAUACGGGUAAAGCGUUACCCGAAGAAGAACCGCUAAAGGAUAAAGAAAAUAAACCAAACGAUUUUGAAAGUAAAGGCUUUUUUGAAAAGCUCGCCUACUUAAAAUCCAAUGUCACCGUUGAACCAAUAUUUGCUGGUAUCGUUAUACCAUCAAUGCUGGCCAGGCUAGCAAUACAAAAUUUAAACAUGGAUAAGACUUGUCGAUUGAAACUUAAUUUUGGUGACGAAAUCUGCGAUGCUUUGCUCGAGAGAAAGGGAAAUCUUACUUACUAUGAAGGCGAAGUACAAAAAGUUAUAUCGUCAAUAGAAACUUGGAAAAGUGUCAUCCAGACAGCCUUGCCAACAAUUCUGGUAAUAUUUAUGGGAGCAUGGAGUGACAGAACUGGUAACAGAAAAUUAUGUAUACUUUUACCUAUAGUCGGAGAAUUUCUGGUGUGCAUAAGCAAUAUAUUAAGCGUAGUAUUUUUCAAUCACAUUUCUGUUGAGGUAACAAUGUUCUUGGAAGCUAUUUUCCCAGCCAUUACAGGAGGAUGGGUUAUGGUAUUUUUGGGAGUUUUCAGUUAUGUGGGUGACAUAACAGACGAGAAAACGAGAACAUUUCGUGUUGGUCUCGUUAAUUUAUGCUUAACAGCAGGGAUCCCAAUUGGUGUAUCUUUAAGUGGAAUUCUAUUAAAAUUAUGGGGUUACUAUGGUAUAUUUGCCACAUCAGGCAUCAUUUAUCUCACAACAUUUACUUAUGGAUACAUCUAUUUAGAGAAACAAACAAAACCAGGAAUUGAUAAAUCUGAAAAGGCAAAACCUGUUACAUUUAAGGACAUAGUCGCUUUAAUAAAAGAAACUGUAUUGUGUGCCUUCAAAAAAAGGGAUGGAAACUUACGAAUGAAAGUGAUUCUAACACUUCUUGCUGUUGCUAUUAUUUAUGGACCAGAUCAUGGUGAGAGGAUAAUCACUUACAUGUUUGUGAGAUAUCGACUUAAAUGGGACGCUUUGAAAUUCAGUAUGUACUCCACUUACAGUAUUGUGGCACAUUCCAUAGGAGCGUUAUUCUCUAUCAGCGUGUUCAGCAAACAUUGGGGUUUCCACGACUCCAUGCUUUGCCUCAUCUCCGUAACGAGCAAACUCAUCGGCUCUAUAUACAUAGCCUUUGUCAAAACAGACUUCCAGAUGUUUAUGGUCCCGAUCGUUGAAAUUCUAAACGCAACUACCUUCACGUCGCUUCGGUCAAUGGCUUCUAAGUUGGUUGAGACUGAAGAAAUGGGUAGGAUGAACUCCCUCUUCAGUUUGGUGGAGACAUUGGCAGCUCUUGUUUUUGAUCCUUCUUACACAACACUCUAUUCAAUGACAAUAUCCGCUUUCGCUGGCUCUGUGUACAUCUUCAGCGCCUGUUUGACUAUACCUGCAAUAAUCAUAUUAGUAUGGCUCUUCACACAAUACCGUAUAGAAACAAAAGUUAGACGGAAGCAAGAAACAACGCAGCUCAAACUUUGA